AAAUUUCUUGUAAUGGAAAUCGUUACGUCUCUACUGGAAUGGAUAAUGAGUAGUUAUGCCGUCCUGAUUGGAUUUGCAGUUAUAGGAAUCCUUUACUUAAUUGAUUUGUACGCAAACACUCAAUCGGAAGCUUGCGAACCAAUUUAUGACUAUUCUUUAUGCAAUGGGCCCCACAUCUGGGAUAAAUUAUAUCGGGAUGCAAACGGAAGAAGACAGUCUCCGAUUAACGUCAAUACUUAUGCCGCUAUUAAUGUGCCUAUUGAAACAUGUCGCCAGUUGUUUUUUGGGCCCAGCUACCACUUUCCACCCAGUACAAUGACUUUAUUCAAUAAUGGACAUAACAUUAUCAUAGACGCCACGUGGGGUCCGGACUUAAGACCUAUCUUGAAAGGUGGACCCCUUUUGCACGAUUAUGUAUUUGGAAAUGUGACUUUGAGAUGGGGUCCGACUGACGAUGAAGGUUCCGAGCACAUGUUGGAUGCAAAGAGAUACGCGAUGGAGAUGCAACUUUCGUUCAUCAAGAUAGAAAACGAAGUUAUGCCACUAAGGGUGAACGUAUUGAACGCCGCCAAAAACGGAGAUCUGGCUUACGUCAGUUACUUUUUCAUGGUAACUCCAGUGGAUAAUCCGUAUAUGGAACAGAUCGUCAACAAUUUGGAAAAUGUAAAGUCUGUUUACGCUUCCGUUAACAUAGAGCCAAUGCCUCUAAGCCUUCUUGCACCAGGAUUCAAUAGAAAAUAUUUGACUUAUGAGGGCUCUUUAACUUAUCCACCAUGCACUGAAGGCGUGCUUUGGAUACUACAACCUGAAGCCUUAACCAUAUCUAGGCGCCAGAUGAAAAAAUUCAGAAAACUCACAGGGGCCAAUGGAUUGAUAUUAAAUAAUACUAGGCCUGUACAGAAUUUACAUGAAAGGAACAUUCUCUUUUAUGAUUAAGACUGUUGACUGUUGUAAAUUGAACUUUUAUAUAUACUUAUUGAAUUUAUCUAUGAUUAUUUUAUACAAAAAAAUUUAUUCUUGAUUAUGACAAUAUACAAAUUCCCUAUA
Messenger RNA from Aethina tumida (small hive beetle), 1047 nucleotides. Its product is annotated as carbonic anhydrase 2. Gene Ontology annotation, molecular function: zinc ion binding; carbonate dehydratase activity. Bases 13 to 936 code for a protein of 307 amino acids. The record is from RefSeq and is a predicted model, not a curated record. The transcript is spliced from 4 exons. Gene Ontology annotation, cellular component: cytoplasm. NCBI's taxonomy places the organism in Eukaryota, Metazoa, Arthropoda, Insecta, Coleoptera, Nitidulidae.